Alosa sapidissima (American shad) is the source of this 1624-nucleotide messenger RNA. Its product is annotated as carbonyl reductase [NADPH] 1-like. Gene Ontology annotation, molecular function: carbonyl reductase (NADPH) activity. Bases 219 to 1085 code for a protein of 288 amino acids. The record is from RefSeq and is a predicted model, not a curated record. The transcript is spliced from 4 exons. Lineage: Eukaryota; Metazoa; Chordata; Actinopteri; Clupeiformes; Clupeidae.
GACACUGAAUUUUUGAUUUCACUCUAGACAACGAAUCAUGCGAUAGCCUAAUACUACCAGUUCAACAAUGACGGUGCACUUUUUCUGGAAGUGUGUGUGUGUGUGUGUGUGUGUGUGUGUGAGAGAAGUAGUUCGGUAGGCGGAGUUCUGCGACCGCGACUGUGCUCCACCAUCAGGCGUUUGCAUUGCUUCUCCCUUGUUUGAAGCUUAAGUACAACAUGGCGAAAAAAGUUGCAGUUGUAACAGGUGCGAACAAGGGUAUUGGACUUGCAAUCGUGCAGGGGUUGUGCAAAGCUGGCUAUGCUGGAGAUAUCAUACUCACUGCGCGUAACGAGAAACUCGGACAGGAGACGUUGCAAAAACUGAAGUCCGAGGGAUUCAAUAACGUGCUCUUUCACCGUUUUGAUAUCUGCGACCAAACCAGUGCCGAAGAACUCCGGAAAUUCCUAGAGAAGAAUUACGGCGGUUUGGAUGUCUUGAUCAACAAUGCUGGGAUUGCAUUCAAAGUGGAUGCCACAGAGCCGUUCGGAGAGCAGGCGGAGGUCACUAUGCGCACCAACUUCUGGGGCACCCUGUGGGCGAGCAAGGCCCUGCUGCCGCUGCUCCGGCCCAACGCACGAGUGGUCAACAUCUCCAGCUUCGUCAGCAAGCGCGCUCUGGACAAGUGCAGCCCAGAGUUACAGGCAAAGUUCCGCAGUGCAGAUAUCUCAGAGGAGGAGCUGUGUGGACUUAUGGGAGAGUUUGUGGUGGCAGCUCAGAAUGGAAACCACGAGGCCAAAGGAUGGCCAAACACUGCCUAUGGGGCCACUAAGGUAACGCCAAACACCGCCUAUGGGAUCACUAAGGUUGGCGUAACGGUGCUGUCCCGUAUCCAGGCGCGUGUUCUGGCCCAGACGCGGGCGGCUGAUGGGAUCCUGCUGAACGCCUGCUGUCCUGGCUGGGUGCGCACAGACAUGGCCGGCCCCAAGGCCCCCAAGAGUCCCGAGGAGGGGGCCGAGACGCCCGUCUACCUGGCCAUGCUUCCCCCAGGAGCCACCGCACCCCACGGACAGCUGGUGUGGGACAAAACGGUGCAGGAGUGGUGAAGGCACAGGGAGGCCAUGCAGCACAAAUACUGACCAAUAACUCCGCCAUGCAGCACAAAUACUGACCAAUAACUCCGCCAUGUAGCACAUAUACUGACCAAGAACUCCGCAAAUCUGACUAAUGACCUACUCUGCUAUAUGAAAUAUUUUUUACUGUGAUUAUGGGAACAUGCAUAACGUGAAGAAUAUAACACAUAAUUUCCAUUUCAGUUAAAAUACUGGUAAUUACUGUACGUUCACGUACGUACGUACACAUUUUUUACUUUGCAUUAAAAGUUUUGAAGGACAUAAAAAUGUGUAUGUUUGCAGAAAUCAUAAAAGUCAAUAAGCUUUUGGCUGCUUGCUGCUUAAGCAAUGUCUAGAAUCAGAGAAAUGCACUAGCUCCAGUUGUUUGUUUUGUUUGUUUUGUUUUUACAAAAUGAUUAUACACAUAUACAAACACAUUCCAAAAUUAACUGGGUUCAUACAUUGAUUAUUUGUUUGAAUGAAAGGAUGUUGCCCUGCAAGUAAAAUUAAUAAAUUGUUUAUUUUGUCAUUUA